AUGACUCGCGCGCUUUCUAACUUUCAACACUCUGCUCUUUUCACUCGUCUUUCUCCACCCCAGAAUGUUAAUCUUCUUGAAGAUCGCUUUGAGGAGCUCUUCAACAUUCAUCCUGUUUCUCCUCUUCUGUGUGUCACCGUCGGUGACUUUAGCAAUUCUCCCACUCUUCUUUCUGUUGACACCGCUGCCAUUCCCACCCCUCUGUCCUACUCCGAGGCUGUGUCGGGCUUUCAUGCCACUGAAUGGAUGACUGCCAUCAUUGCUGAGUGCGAGGCAUUUACCAGAACCAAUUCCUACAUUGACUCUGUCCCCCCCCCUGGCGCCACUAUUGUUAAAGGCAAAUGGGUCUUCCGUGUCAAGCAGCUGCCCGGCGAACUUCCUGUCUUCAAGGCCCGCUACUGUGCCAAGGGCUUCACUCAGCGUGAAGGCAUUGACUACUUUGCCACUUACUCCCCCACAGCCCGUCUCCCCACUCUCCGCCUCCUUCUUGACUUAGGCGCUCGCUGGAAUUGGGAGAUCCACUCCAUGGACGUUUCCAAUGCUUUCCUCCAGGGCGAGCUGCAUGAGCGCAUAUUCCUUGAGCGCCCCGCUGGUUUUCCUCGCCCUUUCCCUCCAGGCACUGUUUGGGAACUCAAGCGACCUGUGUAUGGCCUUAAACAGGCCCCGCGCGAGUGGCACGCCAAGCUCGCCUCCACUCUUCACUCUCUUGGCUUCUCUACCUCCACUUCCGACCCCAGUCUUUUCAUUCGCACAUCCCCCCACAGGCUUUACAUCCUUGCCUACGUGGAUGAUUUGGUGCUGCUUGCUGAGGACUCCGCCGAUCUUGCAGCUGUCAAGAAAGCCCUGCAGGCGCGUCUCAUGUGCAAGGAUCUUGGCGAGCUUCGUCACUACCUCGGCAUGGAGAUCCGUCGUGAUCGUGCUGCUCGUACCAUCUCUCUCUCCCAGUCUUUCUACAUUCAGUCCAUCCUCCAGCGGUUUGAGAUGUCGCAAGCCAAGCCGGUCUCCACCCCUCUUCCCGCUAACCAUCAGCUUACUGCCCCUGCCGUCCCUGCUCCCUCCUCAGAGCUGCGGCCUUAUCCUGAGCUCGUUGGAUCUCUCAUGUAUGCUAUGAUGUGCACUCGCCCCGACCUUGCUUAUCCCCUCAGUGUUCUCUCUCGCUUUGUUGGUCUGGGCCGCCACACUGACGUGCACUGGGCAGCUGCUAAGCGCGUCUUGCGCUAUCUGCGUGCCACCUCUGACCUUGCUCUCACUCUUGGUGGCUCUAUUCCUCCCGUUCUCUCCGGCUACAGUGACUCUUCCUACGCUGACUCUCGCCCUGAUCGUCGCUCAUCUCAGGGCUAUGGUUUUACUCUUGGCAGUGGUCUCAUCAGCUGGCGCUCCACUCGCUCAUCCUCUGUCUGCCUUUCCACCUGCGAGGCUGAGUUGUACGCAGGCACAUUGGCGGCUCAGGAAGCUCGUUGGCUCUCCUUUCUCCUUGCUGAGCUUGGUCACUCUCAGUCCUCUGUGACGCUCUCCUGUGACAGUGCGAGCAUGAUCCAUCUCACUGAAAAUCCUGUCUAUCACGCCCGCAGCAAGCAUAUCGAGGUCCGCUAUUUCUUUGUGCGUGAGCUGGUGCAGUCUGGCUUCUUACGCCUUCGCAAGGUGGACGCUACUGCCAACCUUGCAGACAUUUUCACCAAGGCCCUCCUGCGUGCACCGCACCGUUUCUACGUGCGCGAGCUUGGGCUCACGCGUCUCUCCACUUCUGGGGGUGUGCCGGUUCGCUAG
Closterium sp. Yama58-4 is the source of this 1767-nucleotide messenger RNA. Lineage: Eukaryota; Viridiplantae; Streptophyta; Zygnematophyceae; Desmidiales; Closteriaceae. The record is from the annotation of a GenBank genome assembly.